AAUAAACUGAUAACGCACUGUCUCGUGAAUGCCCGAUGGACUGAAAAUACCAUCAUUCCCUGAUUCAUUUCUAACCAGAUUUCAAAGUACCGUGUAAACUAACACAGGAAAUCCUUAAUCGACCGUGACCUAUUAGAGAAUACGUAAAUAUUGUGUAAUCGUUUCACCGCUCCGCUGCGUCAACGGAACUCGACAAUUACACAUCACUUACACACAUCAUAUGAUCCCGGCUAUCAAUAAUUUGUCGAAGUUCUGUGUCCGUCACCUUUCAACUGGUCUUAUUCGCAUGGCAGAUUCUAGCAUUGCACAGUUGAGAGUCUCAUACAGGGACAAGAGCGAUGUCUUGCUCGAAGACAACUUGGAAUCGAAAAACCCGCAUCAGUUGUUUUCCAUAUGGUUCAAAAAAGCUUCGGAACGGGAUGACGUGAGACAGCCAAAUGCCGCUUGUUUAGCCACAGCUACCAAGUCUGGUAUUCCGUCGGCUAGAUUCGUUUUACUUAAAGCUUUCGAUGAAUCUGGAUUCACGUUCUUCACAAACUCAGAAAGCCGUAAAGGCCGAGAACUUGAGGAAAACCCAGUUGCGGCAUUGACAAUAUACUGGGAUGCGUUGGAUCGAUCAGUACGUAUCGAAGGAGCCGUAGAAAAAAUCAGCGAGGCUGAGUCUACGGAGUAUUUCGACACGAGACCAAAGAGCAGCCAGAUUGGUGCGCACGUGAGUCGCCAAAGCACAGUGAUUGCCAGCAGGGAGGUGCUGUCUGAACUGAACGCAAAACUCGAGAACGAGUACAUGGACAAACCAGUACCUAGGCCGCUGUACUGGAAUGGCUACAAAAUAAUUCCAAGGACAAUAGAAUUUUGGCAAGGCCAAAGUGACAGGCUGCACGAUCGCAUUGUUUUUGAACGAGCCGAGUAUUCGCGCGAAAAGCCAAACGUCUAUCACUUGGGUGAAAAUGGUUGGGUAUUUUACAGACUUUCUCCGUAAUGCGAUUGCAGAAUACUGCGUGGUCUUUCUAGGAAUAGUUAUAUUUUCAUAUUAUGUUUAUGUACAAUAAUUGUACUAUAAUUAUUAUAGUAUGAUUUAAUCAUGUUCUUAUAGUCUUAAAAUAUGGAUAACAAUGUUAUACUGCGUUUAUUAUAUGCAUUUAUAAAAAAAUAACUUUUUUAUAGUUCCGCAACCAAACGCAUGUGUCGUCCAUGAAUACGUUAAAAUAAAUUAUGUUCUGGGAUUUCAAAAUAUGUACGGGUCUUAUCUUGUAUUUAUCAUUUAUAUAACAUUAUUGUACAUUUCAACUUAUAUUAUUAAAAAAUGUAUCCGUUUUUUUUUUC
Messenger RNA from Sipha flava (yellow sugarcane aphid), 1326 nucleotides. Its product is annotated as pyridoxine-5'-phosphate oxidase. Gene Ontology annotation, biological process: pyridoxal 5'-phosphate biosynthetic process; pyridoxine biosynthetic process. Gene Ontology annotation, molecular function: pyridoxamine phosphate oxidase activity; FMN binding; phosphatase activity. The coding region runs from base 221 to 982 and encodes 253 amino acids. Gene Ontology annotation, cellular component: cytoplasm. NCBI's taxonomy places the organism in Eukaryota, Metazoa, Arthropoda, Insecta, Hemiptera, Aphididae. The record is from RefSeq and is a predicted model, not a curated record. The transcript is spliced from 6 exons.